AAUCAAACCGAAAGAAAUAUAAAAAAUAUUAAAGCCAACAAGAAGUUGGCCAACAAACCGACUAAUUUAGUCUGCAAAUGAGCAGUCAAGUGAACGGUUUUUAAAAACGUCAACGCAUUGUUUGAAAUUCCUAAAUAGUUGUUGGAAAAACCAACGUUUAUUAAACAAAAGAAAAUUGUAAAAAAAAAAGUGAGAAGAGAAAAAUUUAUUUAAAAAAAAAAAAAAUUUCAUCACUUUUUAUCAACCUGUGGAAUUCCUAUUGUUUCAAAUUGGAUUACUAAAACAAAAACAAAAACUAUAACAUUUUCCUUUUUUAUUUUAUUCUUCAAUAUUACUUUAAGGUUUCUGUAUAAAUUUCUCUUAACUUGAAGGGGUUGUCCACAAUGAAGAAUGUUAAGCGAUGGAUGUUUAUCACUGCAGCUUUUUUAGUUUUAGUCAUAGUCAAUGUUGACGCUAUACAACCAUUUAAAAAAGUUUCCAUUGCCACUACACCAAAAACAAUAUCCACCUCAUCAUCAGAAGCAGAUGCUGCAACAGCGGAAGGCGAUGGGGAAACAGUGACAGCGGCAAAGGAGGAAAAGCACGAAUAUGGUGCCAACAAAAUACGAACACACGAUCAUGCUGCCAUCAAUACAACGAGAGAAUCUAAAUUGACUGGUAUACCACAAAUUGAUUACAUCUGGGAUCCAAAUUUACCCCGUGAAUUGAGAGGUUUCAAUCUGUCAACCUAUCCAUUUUUAUCAACAACACCACCCGAUGAUGAGAUUCACUUUAAAUGUGAUGGUUUGCAUGAUGGUUUCUAUGCAUCCAUAGAAUAUAAAUGUCAGGUCUAUCAUCAUUGUGUUUAUGGCAUACGUCACGACUUUUUAUGUGCCAAUUUUACGGCAUUCGAUCAGAGAACUUUUAUCUGCCACUUUGCAUCCGAUGUCGAUUGUGAGGGAUCCCCGAACUUUUGGAAUAGAAACGAUGCUUUAUAUAUGGCCACCACCACCACAUCAACAACGACCACAACUAUAGCACCACCACCAACCCAGCGCAGACGUCCUGGAGCAAGACCUUUAAGGCCACUGAGAAGACCCUCAAAUCGUCGUCCCGUAGAUGAUUAUUACUAUGAAGAUGAAGAAUAUGAUGAGGAUUAUUAUCAGGAGCGUGCCAAUAGAAGACGUAAGCAGAGACCACGUCACCGUAAACCCGUUGUAGCCGAAUAUGAUGAUGAAUAUGAGGAUGAAAAACGUUCAUUUGCCGAUGAGAAACCAAGACGUGCCAAUGGCCGUGAUCGUGUUCGUGAAGAAGUAGAACCUGAAGAUGAUUAUGAUGUUAAACCUAAAUCGCGCAGUAAGCCAACAGCAACUGCUGAAAGACGCAAAUUAGGUAGUCGCAAGCCAGGUGCUUUUACCGGCCGUGCCAGUGCCGAUGAAAGACGUAGUUUUAGUGAUGAUCGUCCUCUGACUGGACGCCGCAAGGCGGCAGCAGCCGCUGUGGUAGAUGAACCAAUUGAACCCGAAACACCCCGCCGCUCAAACGGCCGCAGACGUAUUAAUGAAAAGCGUUCUACAACGGCUUCACCAGCCAGUGACUUGGAUGAUUUAGAUGAAUAUGAAAAACCCGAAUCCCAUAUACCCGAUCAGGAAGAAGCAGCUGCCGAUGAAGAUGCUCCUCCAAAAAUCAAAACAACUCCUAAGCCUUUGGAAGAAUUUGUAACACCCAAAGCAGCGCCAGCUUCAGUUUAUGCUCGUCCCAGAGCUCCGCCUCGCAUUGCCAGACCAGUACCCGUCAGUGCCAAGGAUAAAUUCCAAUAUCCUGUACAAAGAACCGCCACCACAUCAUCGCCUCCUGGUGGCGCCCAAGGUGAGGACGAAGAGUACUAUGAAGAUGAGGAAUAUGAUGAUACGCGUGCUCAUCGUGGUCACAGCAAAAAACGUGUUGUCGAAGAGAUUGCCGACGAAGAGGAAGAUGUGCCUGUCCCCAAGAGAGGUAUUUUGGCGCGCAAACCUACCAAAACUCUUAGAAAGCCCGUAACAGAGAAGAAAGCUGUGAAAGCCGAUGAAGAGGAUGACUAUGAAGCCGACGACAGUUACACACGACGUGGCGCCAGUCGAAGAAGAAAUCCUUUAACAAGUCGCACUCGCAGUCGUGCUCCCGUUCGUGACGAUGUCGAUUUUGUCGAUGACGAUUACGAAGAACGUCCUGCUAAGCGCACCAGACCAGGUGCCCGUAAAGGUGCCAAGAAACCCCGACUACCCGAACCCUCUGAAGAAGUCGACACGGAAGAGGUAGAACCAGAGGUAGAACAGAAACCUUUAAGAGGACGUGGUGGUGGUUCAAUUGCCAGCAGGCGCAAACCCAUACCCGCCAUACCAAGUCGCUCUCGCAGCCCCGCCGCCCAAGCUGUCUCAUUAGUCAAUAGCGAUGAAGUCGAGGGCGAUAUUGCAGAGGAAGAAGAUGAGUUACCCGAAGCAAGUAAAAAUAGUUUACCCACCAGCCGUCCGGCUUCGGUACGUGUAGUCAAACGACCAUUUUUACCAUCACGUGGUGGCAGCCCAUAUUUACCAAGAGGUCUACAACCGGUAGGCGUCGCUCAUAAAUCACACGAACCACAUACCACUGACAGUAGUAUGAUCGAUAUGUUCUCUACCAAUUCCGGUGUACAUCUCCUUGAACAUGGUGCUCCAUUGUUGCGUGACUCUGGGCCACGUACCACACUGCCACCACGUAGUGCUAUACCAGUAUCACAACCACGACCAGAAACGCAACCAUCUAGUAAAGCUACAUUGGAUGAGCUAUACGAAAAUGAUUACGAUGUUACGCUUAAUGAUGCUUUAAAUCCAACGCUUAAACCGCUUUCGCCGCAUCAAUCAACCCACUAUCAUCAACAUCAUGAAAAUAACAAUAACAACCGUCCGUAUCAGAAUAUCCGCCGGCGCACGAUCGUCUCGCCGCCAGCCCCGCAAUCAAGUCGCACCAGCGAUUACCACAGAACCAACACAAACGUAGGCUCAAGAAUAGCACCAAAUUAUUACGAUGAUUAUGAGUACUAAGUAAAAUUCACCGGCCGUUUGUCAACUUUAACCGGGGGAGCAAACAAUAAAAGCACACUAAAAAUAUACUUCCCAACUGUAAAUAAACCUGCAAUGAAAAAAAACAACAAAUAUUCAAUUAAACAAGCUGCUGCCAAUAAGUGUAUGCUCACGAAACAACUUGGUGUACAGGACGAAAUAAAAACUCUAAACUCAACUAUAAAAUGCAGCAAGCAAACUCUUAAUCCUCUCUUAAACUAAACGUAGUGUGCUCAAUCAUCAUCAUCAUAAUACAUUUAGUUGUUUUUUUAAUUGUAGUAUAUUUAAAUUAAGUUUAUUAUUCUUUUUUAAUUUUACAUAAAAAAAAACAAAACAAAUACUCAAUUUUUCGUGAUAGUAAAUGACAAAAAGGACAAAAUUAUAUUUGUCUUGUAAAAGAGAAACAAAAGUAAUGAAAAGCAAUUAAUGUUUAUAAUUACAAAACAAGUUAAUGACUUAUUUUUUUAUCAUUUUAUUUUUCGUUUUUAUAGUUUUGAUUAUUUUUUCUUUUCUUUUUCGUAAAUUAUAUUAUUUAAACAAACAAAAAUUAACCCGAAACUCUUUUAUUUUUUCCAAGAAAAUUUUUUAAAAUAUUAACAAACAAAAAACCUAAUUAUACAAACAUAAACAUUGAACUAUAUUUGUUUAAAUUUUAUACUAGAAAUAGUAUUUUCAAUUAAAAAAAAAACUAAAAAUUUCACUCAUAAUUAGUAGACUUGAAAUGCAAUGUAAUUAAAUAUAAAAAUAAAAAAACAAAAAACAUAAAAGAAAAUAAAAUAAAACACUAUACAAAUAAAAAAAAAACAA
Calliphora vicina (urban bluebottle blowfly) is the source of this 3863-nucleotide messenger RNA. RefSeq names its product nucleolar protein dao-5. Gene Ontology annotation, cellular component: extracellular region. Gene Ontology annotation, molecular function: chitin binding. The transcript is spliced from 11 exons. Bases 384 to 3038 code for a protein of 884 amino acids. The record is from RefSeq and is a predicted model, not a curated record. NCBI's taxonomy places the organism in Eukaryota, Metazoa, Arthropoda, Insecta, Diptera, Calliphoridae.